AUGGCGAUGAUGAUGACCGGCCGUGUGCUGCUGGUGUGUGCCCUCUGCGUGCUGUGGUGCGGUGUAUGUACGGUAGCGGCGGCCGAUACUGGCGGUGUCGAAAUGGAAAGGGCAGAAGGAUCCGAGAGUUUACCCUCUGGACCUUCCGACGGUGAUGGAGGGAAACAGGAAUCGGAGGGUUCAGUCCGCCAAGUGUCCGACACCGCAAAUGAAUCGUUGGUGGCAGUAGAUGGAAAGAAUUCUAAACAGCAGGAUGGUGUGGUCAUAACAACACCAACAAAACCUGAGAGGACGAGCGGAGGAACGGAAACAGAAGAAAUUAAACGUAAAGAACAAAAAGAGAACCCUGAAAUUCCAAAUAAAGAUGACAAGACAACGCAAUUAACAUCGAGACCAAAAGAAGAAGAAGAACCGUCCGCUGAACGAGGAAAAGCACAAGGAGCUGCCCUACCAGGAGCAUCACCAGGAGUACCAUCACGAGCACAAAAUGGGAACUCAGCAGAAGAUUUAACCGCAACACCAGGGGAAGAAAGAGCCCUUCUUGAAGAUCAUUCCGACCAGCCACAAGGAGGCAAAACUCCAGCAGACGGAUUGGCAGCAGAAAUGCCAUCAAGGGAAAAAGGGGAAGCCCGAGACGCAAUACCAUCACCACCUGCAAAAAAUGAAAAAACAGAAGGAGGUUUAAGGGCAACAACAAAUACUGAAAAAAACAACCUUGAGAAUGCCGCUUCCGUGCAAAAAACAGAAAUUCUCCUGGACGACGAGGAGGCAACAAGCAAUCAACGAAAUGAAGGCCUUGCAUCCACCACCGGCAACCAAGAGGGUGAACCAUCGGACGUUCAUGCCGAAUUGACACCACCAACAAUCUCAGCUGCCAGUAAUGCUGCCAAUGAAGACGCUGACACGGAUACUGAUAAAGGGAUUCUGAAUAAUGAUUUAGCCGCUGGUGGUGGAGCGACCGAAGGAGCACAACAAGAUGAAAAAAAAGAAAGAGCGGAAGAAACAACACCACUCAAAUCUGUCGCUAUGAUAAAUGAAACAGCAACGGUUGGCGACAGUGACAGCAGCACCGCUGUCUCCCACACCACCUCCCCUCUUUUGCUUCUUCUUGUUGUUGCGUGUGCGGCUGCGGCUGCGGUGGUGGCCGCGUGA
Messenger RNA from Trypanosoma cruzi, 1152 nucleotides. RefSeq names its product mucin-associated surface protein (MASP), putative. Bases 1 to 1152 code for a protein of 383 amino acids. Lineage: Eukaryota; Euglenozoa; Kinetoplastea; Trypanosomatida; Trypanosomatidae. The transcript has a single exon. The record is from RefSeq and is a predicted model, not a curated record.